Messenger RNA from Daucus carota subsp. sativus, 561 nucleotides. RefSeq lists its product as uncharacterized. The transcript is spliced from 2 exons. The coding region runs from base 1 to 561 and encodes 186 amino acids. The record is from RefSeq and is a predicted model, not a curated record. NCBI's taxonomy places the organism in Eukaryota, Viridiplantae, Streptophyta, Magnoliopsida, Apiales, Apiaceae. Gene Ontology annotation, molecular function: ubiquitin protein ligase activity.
AUGACUUUUAUUGUUUGCCAUGAUACAAAUGAUGAACCGGAACAAAUGGGAAGAAGGGAUGAUAGGGAAGCAGAAGUUUUGCUGCUUUCUAAUGAAAUGCAAAACCCUAAUGUGAGGGAUGCAGCUGCUGCGAUCUCUACACUUUCUAAUGAAAUGCAAAACCCUAAUGUGAGGGAUGCAGCUGCUGCGAUCUCUACACGGAUUCCCCCGGUUCCUGAUCUCAACAUUCAUCCUCUUGAUCUCAAUAGGCUACCACCGACAGAGGAGGAAUUUGAGGAGGAGGAAGACAGAAAUCAUAUGACAACCCAUGAGUCAGAAAUACAAAACCCUCGUCCUCAUGUGGGUGAACCUGAUAUAUGUGUCAUAUGCCAGGAUGAAUAUGCAGCUGAGGAACUAGUUGGAGGUCUUCGAUGUGGACAUGAAUAUCAUAUGAAAUGUAUAAAGAAAUGGUUGAGGAGGAUUACCAAAUGUCCAAUUUGCAGAGACACCGCUAUUUUUGUUGAACCUGUUACAAACGAUGAACCAGAACAAAUGGGAAGAAGUGGUGACAGGGAAGCAUAA